Molecule: messenger RNA, 711 nt
Organism: Thelazia callipaeda (thelaziosis nematode)
Lineage: Eukaryota; Metazoa; Nematoda; Chromadorea; Rhabditida; Thelaziidae
Source: the annotation of a GenBank genome assembly
AUGACUGAGCCACUUCCAAAGCGGCCAAAGACGGAAAUGGAAAAAAAUGGAGAUAUUGUAAAGAUGGGUGACUAUGAUACUGCCACACAAAAAAUAUUGGAGCAAAUUGAUCAAGUUGAACAGAAAUACAAUUCGCUUCGAAAGCCAUUUUUUGACAAACGUAAUGAUCUUGUUCGGGACAUUCCAAAUUUUUGGGUCACAGCAAUUGUGAAUCACCCCACAAUUAGUCGGAUACUAAAUGAAGAGGAGGAGGAAUGUUUGCACUAUCUCACUGUACUUGAGGUAGAAGAGUUUGAUGACAUAAAGUCCGGAUACAGAAUUAAAUUGACCUUUGAUGAGAAUCCUUUUUUUGAGAAUACUCAGCUUGUUAAAGAGUUUUUUCUCGGGGAUUUUGAGCCAACAAGUACUACAACUGUAAUAAACUGGAAACCGAAUAACGAUCUUCUUAAUAAAGUGCAAAUGAAAGCCAAAAGUUUGGUCAGAGACGAUAGUACUGGGACGUAUCGUUCAUUUUUUAUUUGGUUGUUGGACAAUCAGGAUCCAAGUAACGAUGAAAUUGCUGAACUGAUCAAAGAUGACCUGUGGCCAAAUCCUUUGCAAUACUUUUUGGUACCGGAAAUGGAUGAGACAGCUGGUGUUUCUGGAGAUGAUGAAACUUUUGAGGACAUUUUUGAAGAAGCAGAUGAUGCGGGGGACGACAAUGACGUCUAG